Chanos chanos (milkfish) is the source of this 1108-nucleotide messenger RNA. RefSeq names its product proline-serine-threonine phosphatase interacting protein 2 (gene pstpip2). Gene Ontology annotation, molecular function: actin filament binding. Gene Ontology annotation, cellular component: cytoplasm; actin filament; plasma membrane. The record is from RefSeq and is a predicted model, not a curated record. The transcript is spliced from 15 exons. Lineage: Eukaryota; Metazoa; Chordata; Actinopteri; Gonorynchiformes; Chanidae. Gene Ontology annotation, biological process: actin filament polymerization. The coding region runs from base 36 to 1034 and encodes 332 amino acids.
UCAUUGCUCUUGUAAACACGCAGUUUAGAUACAUAAUGAGAGAACUCCAUUUUAAAGAUAAUUUUUGGAGCAGUGACAUCACCAGCACUGUGGGCUAUGACACUCUCAUCCAGCACAUGAACGAUGGCAAGAGAACCUGCAAGGAAGUGGAGGACUUCAUGAAAGCAAGAGCUUCAAUAGAAGAGAAGUACGCAAAAGAACUCCUGAGUUUAUCAAAGAAGGUCUGUGGUCACAAUGAGAUGAACACACUGAAGCGGUCCCUUGAUGUCUUCAAACUACAAAUAGAGAACCUCGGUUUGUCUCACCUUCAGUUGGCCCAGACCAUAAGGGAGGAGGCCAAAAAACUAGAGGACUUUAAAGAGAGACAGAGAGACAUUAGAAAAAAGACUGAACAACAAAUGGAUGCUCUACACAAGCAGAAAGCCACAAUGUACAAGAAAACCAUGGAGACAAAGAAGACAUAUGAGCAAAAAUGCCGCGACAAAGAGGAAGCAGAACAAAACAUGAACAGAAGCGCCACCACCAGCAGUGCCAGACAACAGGAGAAGCUGUACACAAAAGCACAGCAAGCCAAGCAGUCUGCAGAGGAAGCUGACAGGAUAUACAGCCACAACGUGUCACUGCUGGCAAAGAUUAGAGAGGAGUGGCUGAAUGAAUACGCGAAAGCAUGUGAGAGUUUUGAGAGGCAGGAGGUGGAAAGAAUCAACAACCUGAGGAAUGUAGUGUGGACUCACCUGAACCACCUUUCCCAACAGUGUGUUACCAACGAUGAGCUGUAUGAGGAAGUCAGGAAGUCACUGGAGCUGUGUAAUAUACAGGAGGACAUAGAACACUUUAUCAACGUCAGAAGGACUGGAGAUAAGCCGCCAGCUCCCAUUCUAUAUGAGAACUUCUAUAGCAACCAGAGAGCAGUGCCACCUAGACAGCCCCCUCCAGUCGUCAGGAGAGGACCUGCUCCUGUACCAGGAACCACUGGAGAGGAUGUGACAUAUUCAACAAUACAAGACCCAGGAUACAGCCUAAUACGAUACUAGCUCCAAGGGCUUACAGCAUCCACUUCACACGCCAGUCAGUGAAAAUCAGAGAUGUCAUAGAAACAGAGUGUCAC